Molecule: messenger RNA, 3960 nt
Organism: Cercocebus atys (sooty mangabey)
Lineage: Eukaryota; Metazoa; Chordata; Mammalia; Primates; Cercopithecidae
Gene: XRRA1
Product: X-ray radiation resistance associated 1
Exons: 19
Coding region: 333-2765 (810 amino acids)
Cellular component (GO): nucleus
Molecular function (GO): protein binding
Source: RefSeq, a predicted model, not a curated record
AGUUUGGGGCUUGCUGGCGCGAGGUAGUCAGAGGACGUGGCCGCGGGGCUUGCUGGGACUUGUAGUUAGACGUCCUGGCCGUCAGUUGCAGCCUACACUGUCUGCCGUCGCGUCCCAGUUACUGAGGCGUCGGAAAGGUAGCGGCAGGCACCACCGUGGAGCGGCUCCGAGAUCCCCGGCAGGCUCGCAGGCGCGCAUCCCUCCUGACUGGGACUUCGCCUCCGCAGACCCCUUGGAGGCUGAAGCGACGCCGGAGGCAGGCAAAGAAACAAGUGAAGAAACAAAAAAAGAAGGAAGUCAAGGGGACAUUCCCAAAGUCAAAGAUCAAGGAGAUGGCCUCCUCAGGAAUCUACAAGCUGGAUGAUGGGAAGCCUUACCUGAACAACUGCUUUCCAGCCAGAAACCUGCUUCGCGUGCCAGAGGAAGGCCAAGGACACUGGUUAGUGGUUCAGAAAGGUAACCUCAAGAAGAAGCCCAGGGGUUUGGUUGGAGCACACGCUGAACGUCGGGAAAGCCUGAAGGUGACUUCUUUUGAGUUCAGUGGGAAGAAAGGGUCUCGGCGGGAAAAUCAGGUGGACCUUCCUGGACGUAUCCUGGACCAGGCUUUUCUGCUAAAGCACCACUGUGUGAGGAAGCCAUCAGAUCUGUGCACUGUUAAUGUCAGUGGCCUGAAGUUCUCCAAGGUGAGGUCUGCCAGCAAAGAUGUGAUUGGGGCUAAGGAAAAUGACUUCAAGCAUUUUCAUUCUGUGAUUUAUAUCAAUGCCUCAGAAAACCUGCUGCCUCUAGAGGCAUUUCACACGUUUCCAGCCCUAAAGGAACUGGAUCUCGCAUUUAAUGGCAUCAAAACUAUCUACGUGAAAUAUGGAGACUUUAAGUUAUUGGAAUUCUUGGACCUUUCCUUCAACAGCCUGACUGCGGAGGCCAUCUGUGAUUUGGGGAUUCUGCCACACCUCCGUGUCCUGCUCCUCACAGGCAAUGGCCUCACCUCCCUGCCGCCCAAUUUGGCCGUCGCAGAGCAGGAGGCAUCUGUAACAUCGCUGACAAGCAAGAGGUACAUCUUGAGGUUCCCAGCGCUGGAGACACUGAUGCUGGAUGACAACAGACUCUCCAACCCCAGUUGCUUUGCCAGCCUGGCUGGGCUCAGGAGACUGAAGAAGUUAAGCCUGGAUGAAAACAGGAUUAUCCGGAUCCCAUACCUACAGCAAGUUCAGCUCUCUGACGAGUCAGUGGACUGGAAUGGAGGCGGGGGAAGUCCCCAGAAAGAGCCCCAAUUCAUGCUGCAGUCCAAGCCAAGGAUGCUUGAGGACUCAGAUGAGCAACUGGAUUAUACUGUACUGCCCAUGAAAAAGGAUGUUGACCGGACAGAGGUUGUGUUUUCGUCUUACCCUGGAUUUUCAACCUCAGAGACAACCAAGAUAUGUUCACUUCCUCCUAUAUUCGAGAUCCUUCCUGUGAAGUCACUGAAGGCCAGGAACCAGACGCUGGCCCCACCCUUCCCAGAGCUGAGAUACCUUAGCCUGGCCUACAACAAGAUCGCAAAAGAGGAUGCUGUCCUACCAGUAGCUCUCUUCCCAUCUCUCUGCGAAUUCGUCUUUCAUAACAACCCUCUGGUGGCCCAUACACGAGGGGUCCCUCCUCUGCUGAAGAGCUUCCUCCAAGAGCGACUGGGAAUCCACUUAAUUCGAAGGAAGAUAGUAAAGCCUAAGCAUCAUGUUUUGAUGUCUCGGAAGGAAUCACGGAAGGUGAAAACCGAAAUCCCAAAGGUGCCGAAGCAGCCUCUGGUGCUCCAUCACCCACAAGUGACCACAAACAAGUCUCCCUCAAAGGAUAUGCUAGAGCCAGAGGCAGAGCUGGCUGAAGAUCUGCCCACUACCAAAAGCACUUUUGUGGAGUCAGAGAUGCCCACUGAGAGUCUGGAAGGCCUUUCCCUGUCUCGCCGGACCUUCGUGCCACUGCCUCCCAUCUGCUCCGACUCCACUGUGCAUAGUGAAGAGACCCUGUCCCACCUCAGUGACACAGCUGUCCGUCUCAGCCCAGAGCACCCAUCAGAUGAGGACUCCAAGAGCACAGAGUCCAUCUUCCUGACCCAGGUGAGUGAACUGCCUUCCUCCAUCAUCCAUAAGGAUGAUUUAGAGUUGAAGGAGAAAGACCAAAAGAAACCACCAACGGCACCCAGAGAGGUGAAAGUGACUCGGAGGAAGCUCACAACUGCCUCCCUUCCCAGCAAGUACCACGGCUAUGAAGAACUGCUGACAGCCAAGCCUGAUCCAGCCUUCAUUGAGCCAAAGGGAAUCCAGAAGAAUGCACAGGCCCUGCAACACAUGCUGAAGCACCCACUCCUGUGCCACUCCUCCAAGCCCAAGCUGGACACUCUUCAGAAACCCUAUGUUCCCAAAGAGAAAAGGGCCCAGAGGAUCCCGAUUCCACCCCCAAGGAAGACUAGAACCCAACUGCUGGAUGACAUCUUCAUUCGCUUGCGGGAUCCCCGGAACAUUACAGAGGCUCCACUAGGUGCUGUCCUGCACCGGCGGACAGAACGGCGGCUGGUGAACCACAAGCAGUACCUGGAGGCCAAGAGGCUGUUGAAGGAGUUCCAAGCACGUUACCGGCAGCUGGUGAGUGGCUCUCUGCAGACAGUGUUCGGGACCACCCCGCUUCCCCCAGCCUGCCCAGCGCUGAGUGAGAGUCAGCCCAAGUUCGGCCGCUUCCUCGAGUUCAUGGAUGAGUUCUGCCAGGAGCCCACAGCCAGUGACUCACAAGGCUAGGGCUGUGCAUGGGGGCUGUGCGCAUCAUCCAGCCUGUGCCUCAGCUCUCCCUAAGGGCUCUGUGCCCUGGACCGCACCUCGAGGUUGACCAGCCGGCCACAGGCCUCAGAGCUCAGCUGGGCCCCACUCGCUGGCCACAAGGUGGCCUCCCCUUGUUAGGAUCUCCCCUCCUUGGGCCAGGCAUGACGGGGUGCCUGGCCCAGCAGCAAUAAAGAGUGGGUGCACAGGGCAAUAGACUGGGUGCCACAUGCAUUCUUUCUUGGAACCCAGGCCACAGCAGCACUGUCACACUUCCCUCUAAAAAUGGUUUUCCAGUUCAGAUGCAACAGGGAUACAUUUGUUCUCUGUUGUAUAAGAAACUGACACCAGGGGGAUCUUAACAAAUUCCUGAACAAUGGCUCCAAAAAGGGUAUUUUUAGAAACCAGAUCUUUUGAGUACAACCCUAGUGUGCAGGGACAGUGUCAUCCUGUAUAUUCAUUCUUUACUCACACUCUUUCUUGGUUCCUUCAUUAGGAGCAUGAAUGGUUGAAUGUGAACAUGACAGUAAAUUGGAGCAAACUGUAAACUGGAGAUAACUUAUGCCAAAAGACACAGUUGUAUACCAUGGAAACCCCAUCCCUGCUCCUAAUCUUUACCGCCGUUCUGAAUACCAAAGCAAGACAUUCAACAUAGGGCAUUUCCCAGAGCACAUACAGCACCAACAAUCCACACACAGCUUAAGCUUAACCCAUGUUUUUGUCUGAGAUUGUUCUCCAGAGACAAGACUGACUAGAAACAGAACAUCCACUUUCAUGAGUUUUCUUUACUGUAUUCUCAACUUGGGCCUCACCUCAAGCAGGCAAACAUACAUUGAAGAAUGCGCUUUGGUACUGUUUAAAUAACAACACAUCAGCCCACUUGAUUCCAUGCCAUGUCCUUGCUGACAGAAGCAUCCCCAACAGGGCAUGCCCUGGUCCAAGUCCUCUGUCUUUGUCAAAAUGUUCUUCUGAUGAGUUGGAGAGGAGGCAGCCAGCAGUGGCAGUCCGCAAGGAUCCAGGUACCUUCUCCAAUCCUAAAGCAGACAGCAGGUUGAAUAAAACGAACACACAACCUAUUUUCUAGGCAGGAGGGGAAAAGGCCCUUAGGACAACAAUAUUUGUACAAAGAGUUGAGAGUAAACAGUAUAUCAGGCUCAAAAAAAAAAAAAAAAAAAAA